AUGUCGCACAUCUUGCAACCCACAACACUCGGCGAUACGAUUCCUUUACGCAAUCGUAUCUGCAUGGGAUCUAUGACGCGCAAUCGCUGCAUCGAUGGAAACAAGCCCACUCAGUCAUCGGUGAAGCAUUAUGCCGAGCGAGCUCAUGAUGGCGUCGGGCUUAUCAUUGCCGAGGGCACAUUUAUCUCGCCUCACGGUGCAGAAUGGCCCUUGGAAGUGGUGACUGAUGAGGUGCAUCGCGAAGGGGGCAAGAUUUUCUUCCAGCCCUGGCAUCCUGGUCGAAUUCAAAAUGAAAACAUGCCGAUGCUCAAGGAGACCGGGUAUCCGGUUCUAGCUCCAUCUAAGAUCAGAGCAAAGGGUGGCAAAUUCCGAACACUAGAAGGGGUCCCAGGCCAUACUGAGAACAUUACCGAAAUCGAGGAUCCCAAGAUCAUUGUUGAGCAAUUCCAGCAGUCGGUCUCUUUGGCAAAAGAGGCUGGAUUUGAUGGGGUUGAGCUCUUGUCGCAAGGUGGCUAUCUCUUGCACAAUUUCUUGUGUUCCCACUCCAAUGCUCGGACCGACGCGUAUGGAGGCUCACCGGAAAAUCGGUGCAGAUUCCCCCUCGAAGUCCUUGAUGCGAUCCUCUCUGUUUGGAGCCCGCGGUUUGUAGGCAUCAAGAUCUGCCCAUCUGAUGACUACAAUGACUCUGUGGUCUCUUACGAAGAAUUUACCGAGACAUAUACGUACUACAUCAAAGAGCUGAUGAAGCGUGACUUGGCGUUCAUCAAUCUUUCGCGGCGCGGGUGUGAUGUAGGAAGAAACCAGGACGACUAUUUCAAGUCUAAUCCAAGGCCCGAAGGCAAGGAACUUCCGCCAAACUACGAACCUAUGAAGCAAUUCGCUUCUUUGAUCAAAUGCCCGGGCAGUAAGACUAUGCUCAUGGUGAACCACGAGUACACCGUCGCCGAAGCCGACGGGCUGGUCAAAACUGACCAGAUUGAUCUAAUUACAUUUGCUCGACCAUUUAUCUACAAUCCGGACUUGGUGACUCGUGUGAAGGCUGGUAUUCCAUUCGCGUCCAACGAUCGUGGUGGCAAAGUCAAUUAUGGACCCUACCAAUACCCGGAUGAAUACUACAAUGACUGGCCUAGUGCUGUGUAUUAG
Molecule: messenger RNA, 1143 nt
Organism: Penicillium angulare
Lineage: Eukaryota; Fungi; Ascomycota; Eurotiomycetes; Eurotiales; Aspergillaceae
Product: Aldolase-type TIM barrel
Exons: 7
Coding region: 1-1143 (380 amino acids)
Molecular function (GO): FMN binding; oxidoreductase activity
Source: RefSeq, a predicted model, not a curated record